GAAGAUGAAGAUGGCGCCAAGAAGAUUGAGGAGUUUGAUGGGAAUUCUCAUUUCCCAAAUCCCAAAUUGCGAAAUGGAUGAAAAUUUGAUUUCCAAUUCCACUUUGUCUUUGGUUGUUUCUGUGAAUGCGAUUUACUCUCCAAUGGCUUCAGAACCCAUCUCCUGUAUGUUGGAAUCCAUGCGAAUGAGUCAAACCCUAGCAGAAAAUGGCACCACAUCCGUGAUUCUAACUUGUCUUCAUAUACCCUCUUCUUCUCUCAUCCACAUUUACCGAAAAUAUAUUAUCUUUUAGAAUUUUGGUUUUUGUUCACUAUACUUUUAGUAUACUUCGAUCUACAAAAAGUAAGUAAUUUGCCUUUUCUUUUCUUUUUCACUUCACCAUUCUUGCCUUUCACGAGAUAGCCUGAAUUAUAGCUUCAUUUGUGGGGCUCUCUCUGUUCAAUCAUUCUAUCUAUAUAUAUAUAACUCCUCACAUGUGCUUCCUCUUAUUUACUCCUCCCAGCCUUUUCUUUUCAUUAUUCAUUUGUUGGAUUACAUGCUUCUGAAUGUGAUCUUGGGUUAUGUUCUUUCUGAAAUUAGGAGUCUUGCAUUCUGGGUUCAUUAGUAACUAUUAGAUGCUUUUGAUUCUUUUCACUGGGUUGUUCUACACCUACCAGUUUCUUUGUGUCUUGAUCGUAUCCUCUCGCUGAAUUCAGAUUUUCCAUCUAUUUCAUAUUAAUUCAGCUCUGAUUUGAUUCUUUUUUCUCCUGUCCUCUAUUUGGUUGUUAUGAAAAUUUGUCAGUUUCUUAAAAUGUGGGUGGUUUUGGUGGUCUUAUUGGCAUUCCUCCUCUGUAAUUGUGAUUCUCUAAAGGAGUGUACAAACACUCCUACUCAACUUGGAUCACAUACUUUUAGAUAUGAGCUCUUAUCAUCAGGUAAUGUUACUUGGAAGAAAGAGAUAUUUUCCCAUUACCACUUGACACCAACUGAUGAUUUUGCUUGGUCUAAUUUGCUACCAAGAAAAAUGUUGAAGGAAGAAAAUGAAUAUAAUUGGGAAAUGAUGUAUAGACAAAUGAAAAAUAAAGAUGGGCUGCAAAUUCCUGGUGGUAUGCUCAAGGAAAUUUCUUUACACGACGUACGGUUGGAUCCAAGCUCAUUACAUGGGACGGCUCAGACAACAAAUUUGAAGUAUCUAUUGAUGUUGGAUGUGGAUAGGUUGCUUUGGAGCUUUAGGAAGACAGCUGGUUUGCCUACACCUGGAGAACCGUAUAUUGGGUGGGAAAAAUCAGACUGUGAGCUUCGUGGUCAUUUUGUAGGUCACUACUUAAGUGCGUCAGCCCAAAUGUGGGCAAGCACUGGCAACCCUGUGCUUAAAGAGAAGAUGUCUGCACUAGUUUCUGGUUUGGCUACUUGUCAGGACAAAAUGGGCACAGGAUAUCUUUCUGCUUUUCCCUCCGAGGAGUUUGAUCGUUUUGAAGCUGUUCAACCUGUUUGGGCGCCAUAUUACACCAUCCACAAGAUAUUGGCAGGAUUGUUGGAUCAAUAUACUUUUGCUGGUAAUUCCCAAGCCCUAAAAAUGGUUACAUGGAUGGUUGAGUACUUCUACAACCGGGUUCAAAAUGUCAUAUUGAAGUAUACUGUAGAGAGACACUAUCGGUCACUUAAUGAAGAAACUGGUGGCAUGAAUGAUGUGCUCUACCGGUUGUACAGGAUAACAGGAAAUACAAAGCAUUUAUUACUGGCACACCUUUUUGACAAACCGUGCUUUCUAGGCCUUCUUGCCGUUCAGGCUGAAGACAUUUCAGGUUUCCAUGUUAAUACACAUAUCCCAAUUGUUAUUGGAUCUCAAAUGCGGUAUGAAGUCACUGGUGAUCCACUGUAUAAGGAAAUAUCCACAUAUUUUAUGGACAUUGUUAACUCCUCCCACAGCUAUGCAACAGGAGGGACAUCAGUGCAUGAGUUCUGGAGAGAUCCCAAGAGAUUGGCAGAUGCUCUAGGAACGGAGACUGAAGAGUCAUGUACAACUUACAACAUGCUUAAGGUCUCUCGCAACUUGUUCAAAUGGACCAAGGAAAUAGCAUACGCCGAUUACUAUGAGCGGGCUCUUACAAAUGGGGUGCUGAGCAUCCAAAGAGGAACUAACCCUGGGGUAAUGAUUUACAUGCUUCCAUUAGGUAGUGGAAGUUCUAAAGCCAGAAGCUACCAUGGAUGGGGGACCCCGUUUGAAUCUUUUUGGUGUUGCUAUGGCACAGGAAUUGAAUCAUUCUCCAAGUUGGGAGAUUCUAUAUACUUUGAGGAGGAAGCACAAACUCCUUCGCUUUAUGUUAUCCAGUAUAUAUCAAGUUCUCUUGAUUGGAAAUCAGGAAAUGUUUUGCUAAAUCAGGAAGUUGAUCCUAUUCAUUCAGAAGAUCCAAAACUCAGGAUGACAUUGACAUUUUCUCCCAAGGGAUCAGUACGGUCGUCCACCAUUAAUUUGCGAAUUCCAAGUUGGACAAGUGCGAGUGGCGCAAAAGUUCUAUUAAAUGGUCAGAGUUUGGGAAACAACCCUAAUGGUAACUUCAAAUCGGUUACCAACUCAUGGAGCUCAGGGGACAAGUUAAGCCUCGAGAUACCCAUUAACCUAAGAACUGAAGCUAUUGAUGAUGAUCGAUCUGAAUAUGCUUCCGUCAAAGCGAUCCUGUUUGGCCCCUAUCUGCUGGCAGCCUAUAGUAGUGGUGACUGGGAAAUCAAAACCCGACAGGCCGAUUCUUUUUCAGACUGGAUAACUCCUGUUCCUUCCGUGUACAAUACUUUUCUUGUUACUUUUUCCCAAGCAUCUGGGAAGACAUCUUUUGCCUUAACAAACUCAAACCAAUCAAUAACAAUGGAAAAAUAUCCUGAACAAGGGACGGAUUCUGCUGUCCAUGCUACAUUCAGGCUCAUCGUAAAUGACCCAUCUGCCAAAGUCACAGAAUUGCGAGAUGUUAUUGGCAAACGGGUCAUGGUAGAACCAUUUAGUUUUCCGGGAAUGGUUCUAGGAAAUAAAGGAAAAGACGAGAAACUUGAAAUUGCCGAUGCAAACUCGGAGGCGCACUCCUCCGAAUUCUAUCUAGUUGAGGGAUUAGAUGGAAAGAAUGGAACGGUAUCGUUGGCAUCCAUAGACAAUGAAGGCUGCUUUGUUUACAGUGGAGUGAACUAUGAAUCUGGUUCACAGUUAAAGCUAAGCUGCAAGUCAAAGCUGUCAUUAGAUGAUGGAUUCGAUGAAGCGUCCAGUUUUGUGAUGGAAAGUGGAGCAAGUCAGUAUCAUCCAAUAAGCUUUGUUACAAAAGGAUUGACAAGGAACUUUCUUCUUGCACCAUUGCUGAGUUUCGUAGAUGAAUCUUACACAGUUUACUUCAACUUCAAUGCUUAGCCAUGUAGGUUGAAAGAUUGAAAUAGUCAUCAGCUUUUUACGUUUACAAUUAGUGGUAGGGUAGGUAACUAUAUCGAUUAUUCAGUGAUCCUCUUUUCAUUUUUCAUCAAUUUCUCAUUAGCUCUGAAAGCAAUGCACGUAAGUUGAUCCGGAUAUAAAAAAGAAAGAUGUUUAUAGCUUGAAUUGUGUUUUUAAUGCUUGAUGCAGUGUACCCAAGUUGUUGUCACUGUAUUAGAUACUCAUUUCAUUAAUAUAUAUAGCAAUGCAAUGAAUAAAAUUCUUUAGCA
Molecule: messenger RNA, 3657 nt
Organism: Cucumis melo (muskmelon)
Lineage: Eukaryota; Viridiplantae; Streptophyta; Magnoliopsida; Cucurbitales; Cucurbitaceae
Exons: 12
Coding region: 767-3370 (867 amino acids)
Biological process (GO): carbohydrate metabolic process
Source: RefSeq, a predicted model, not a curated record